Messenger RNA from Wyeomyia smithii (pitcher-plant mosquito), 4476 nucleotides. It is a transcript of the gene timeout, whose product is annotated as protein timeless homolog. Gene Ontology annotation, cellular component: replication fork protection complex. The transcript is spliced from 15 exons. Bases 195 to 4139 code for a protein of 1314 amino acids. NCBI's taxonomy places the organism in Eukaryota, Metazoa, Arthropoda, Insecta, Diptera, Culicidae. Gene Ontology annotation, biological process: DNA repair; replication fork arrest; DNA replication checkpoint signaling. Gene Ontology annotation, molecular function: DNA binding. The record is from RefSeq and is a predicted model, not a curated record.
GUCAAAAUUCAAAUAUAAGUGGAUGAGCUGGAUGAGUGAAUGUUCGCGCGCGCAAUUAGCUCACGGUGUUUUGUUUUUGUGCAUUAUUUUCACUUAGCUCAUUGAAGAUUUAUGUUUAAAUAGUUCAACAGUGAAUUAAAUAUUGCCAAUAGCUUUUUAGGGAACUAUUUGUGUUACUUUUGGGAAAAUUUAAAAUGUCAAUAUUAGCAGAUAUCGAUGCAACUUGUUCUUCGCUCGGAUGGUAUGAUGGAACCAAGUAUCACAUCGAACUAGAUGUAACUCAAGGCUUAAAACAUCUAGUUUGGAUACUUAAACGCGAUGGAGUGGAUCACGAAUACAGGCGGUAUAUAGGACAAAAAAAAGUUAUGCAAACCGAUCUGAUUCCAAUGUUGAGCCACUUUGAAAACUCAAAGGUUGCAGAUGUGUUAUUGCGUUUGAUUGUGAAUCUGACAUAUCCUCCCUUUCUAUUGUAUCACGGAAAUUAUCCCAAAGUAGCCGCGGACAGACGUAAACUUAUGCAUUUGCGGGAAAUUUAUCAAAGCUAUAAAGAAGCAUUUGCUGUUCAACACGCAUGGACAGACGUUGCAGAUUGCUUGCAGAAAAUUCUGAAUAUUGAUUGGGCGGAACGGACUGAAGAACAAGAGCUAAUAGUAGAACGUAUUCUUACGUUAACACGGAACGUUUUACGGGUACCACCUAACGUUGAAAGAGAAAAACGAUCUGAUAAUGACGCGAGUUUGCAUGAUCAGCUUUUGUGGGCUUUGCAUCAGGCCGGUGUACUAGAUUUAAUACUUUACAUUCUUGGAUCUGAACAUGAACAUCAAUACCAUCUACAUGCCUUAGAAAUCGUAUCCUUAGUUUACCGAGAACAAUCAGCUUCCAAUUUGGCUGGUGCUUCGCAACAACGUGAUAAAACCGGAAUACAGCGUGUUGAGCAAGAUUUAACUAUGAUUAGAAAACAUGAAAAAGCCUCACACAAAAUUCGAGUACCAACCGUUCGACAUUCGCUGUUUGGCGGCACUUAUGUAUUACAAAAUUUAAAAUCUACUUCCGAUAAUGAAUUAGUUUGCCAUCAUUCACUGCAUAAGGCGUUGGAAAUAAAUUUUGACUCAGAUAAAAAAAAGAAUAAAAAGUCUUUUCGGCACGUACAUGAAACAGGAUCAGUAGAGAGAAAAAGCGCUUAUUCAGUUCGUUUGUUUCUUCGUGAAUAUUGUAUUGAGAUAUUGCGUUCAUCCUUUAAUAACAUUGUACGACAAACGCGAAGAAUCCUGGAAAGUGCCGUCAAGGAAGCAGGUGGUGGACACGAUGAUUCGUAUCUUUUGUGGGCGAUACGUUUUUUUAUGGAGUUCAACAGAGGAUGCGGUUUUAAACUUGACCUUGUCAGUGAAUCGCUAAGUGUACAGUGCUUCCACUGGAUUAUAACUCGUGUUGAAUACUAUGUAGACAUGAUUAGGUCGGAUAAAACUCAUGCCCGCCUAUGGUCACGUCGGCUACACGUUGCUGUACAGGCUUAUCGUGAGAUGUUACAAAGUUUGCAAGCGCUGCAGAUGCUCCCGGAUGCAAAAGCGAAGGAUUUAUUUCUGAUGCUACAAAACAACAUUUUCUACGUACUCGAGUAUCGGGAAAUAAUCCUACAUUUACUCAUUGGUUUCAACGAAACUAACAAUACACGGGCCUACUUAUACGAUGUAAUUGAGACAGCGCACUUGUUUUUGAAAAUGUUGGAAAAGUACUGUCAGGGAACUGUGCGUGUUCAGAGUAAGCAACGCUUCAAACAAAGACGAAAUAAAACCAACACAGCAGUAAAACAAAAAGAACAUGAACCCGAUGCGGAAGCUCUUGAGGAGAUGUGGUUAACAAUGGCAGGUCAAAUUUCAACAUGUCUAGUUAACCAGAUUACUCUACCAGAAGAAGAUCAUCCAAUUCCAUUCGACGCUGCCUCGGAUAUAUCCAUCGACGAUCAAAAGGGUGCAUGUAUGAUAAGGAUUCACACGCUGUUGCGCGACGGAAAAUACGAACAGGCAAUUAUUUUGUUGAGAUCCGGCAGGGAAAUUUGGCCUGAAAACGAUUUCUUCGGAUCGGCGCUAUCUGCUCCAGAGGAUGAACUGAUGAUUUUGAAAGAAAUCUUCUUAGCAAAUCUGCCACGGGUUAAAGAUAAAGAACUUGAAUCACAACUCGAUCCCAUCGAGGAAAGAUACGACGAAGAUUAUGAAGAAGAAGAUAAUCAGAAGAUUAAGGAAGCUGAUUUCAAAUUCGAGGACUUUGCAAACAGAUUGUUGAACCCGAAAGUGGUACGUUCUUGUACCAUAGCACUGAUGGAUUGGAAGCAAAUUGAAACAUCAUCGUUGAAAGCUGCCGUCACGAUUCUUCACCGAAUCGCUGUUGGAUGCAAAAUGCCAGCCAUGCUAUUCCAAGCGUCACUGUUCCGAAUAUUUCAGCGCGUAUUUAACUCCCCCAAGGAUGCUCACCAACUUGAACUGCGACGACUCGGCGUUUAUAUCGUUCAGAAGUUUACCACCCUGGCUGCUAGUAAUCCGAAAAUCUACGCCGAGCUGCUCUUCUACAAAUCGAUUAAGGAAGCAAACGCUAUCGAAAUGGGAUAUGAGGAUAUCUACGGGAACAAUCUUGGCACUGGUGGGGGUUGUUUGAAGGGUGCCUGGAGCGAAGAACAAGAAGAAGAGCUCCGACAAUUGUACUUGGAGAAUCAAGCAAACCCGGCCACCGAUCAAGACGUCAUCGAUUGGAUAUUGGAUAACCUCAUUGACAAACACCGCACGCGUCGAACCGUUAUCAAGAAACUCAAAGAACUUGGGCUCAUAUUCAAAGCGCCAACUAAAAAAAGUAAUGCUAUGGCUCUCAAUAAAAAUCUAUGGACACAAGAACAAGACGAAAAAUUGCGAAAAUUGUACGACGAAUACCGGCUGAAUGAAAAUGUGCUUUCAAUUAUUGUCAGUGAAUUUGAUGGUGUGCGUUCAAAGCAGUCUAUACUGAAUCGAAUGGUUACAAUCGGUCUUAUUGCGGAUAAAUCGGAAAUUAAACCUAAAAAAUCUAGAUCAAAGAACGAUGCAUUAAGUGACUCAGAGUCCGAGUCGGAUAAUGAUUUUUCAGAAUACAAACCUGUAAAGUCGCAAUCUAGAUUCGCUGUCCCAAAAUUGAGCAUAUUAAAUAAUAAACGUUUCCACGUUCUUUUGAAGGAGCUAGAGGGUUCUUUCAAAGAAGCUAUAGAAUGGCUAGCUGAGUCGUUUUCUGAAGCCUAUGAGGAUUAUCAAGACGACUCUGAAGACCGUGACGAUGGAGUGCCACUUGUGCCGAUCAUGCAAUUCCAACGAGAAGCUUUAGAUAACACUCAGUUUAAAAAUCUACUGACUGAGCUAGGACUUGAAGCCCCAAGCGAAAAUGAAGCGUACUGGCGCAUUCCAGCUACAAUGGACCGAAUUGAGCUCGAUUUGCGCGUUAAACUGCUCAACGACAGCGACUAUCUUCACAUUGAUUCAGUGGAGUGCGAUAUAGAUCGUAAUGAAGAACGACUGUUUGACACUGAUAUUAUUGCGAAUCCCGAUUACAAUAUGGAAGUGGAAGAACAAGGACUGUCUGAGGAUAUGUUAAGCUCGUGGCGAAACAAGACAAACUUAUUGUAUAGCAGGAGCGACCUAGAUGUCGGAAUGCGUGAGCCACUGAAAAAUAAAAGCAGUAAAAAAAAUCCGUCGGUCACCUCGAACAGCAAUAAAACCAACACCAGAAAGAAUAACACCAAUAAAAUUAAAAAAAAAUUCAACCUGAUUGAGUGGUUGAACGAAAGUGAUGACGAGUUCGGGAAAUCUUUACUAUUAGAUAAACAUGUAACAAGCAAUACUGAAGAUAAUGAAAAUUCAGAUCAAAUCAGAUCAAAUAAAAAAGCAAAAUCACACAUAUUGUUGCCUUCCGACUCGGAGUCGGAUAAUGAGCAGUUGCGGCUAUUUAUCUCGGAAAACGACAGCGACGAUGGAGAAGAUCAUAUUCACGAUAGUGGCCGUGGAGCUACAGCUGCACGCAUUAAGCGUAUACGGUCGGACGAUUCAGAUACAGAUAGCAAUGACCACAUUCAGAAGUAUUCUAAACAACGACGUCGUGUUUUGGUAAUUGACGACCAGGACGAUUAGCGAUUUGAUAUAUAGUCUAAGUAUUAUGGUGUGAUUCUUUUUUCUUGAUGUAAAUGAUUUAAUGUAUAAUUCGAUAAAACAAAAACGUCGGCAAAAAAAAAUCACAAAAAUAUAAAAGUUUUGUAACGAGUGAUUAAAAUAAAGAUUUACUUAGUUAAAACAUUCGACAAGCGUUCAAUUUCGUGUUCGAUCGCCCCAUUGGUGACCCGCGACGUCGCGAACAUUGAAAUUUCGCGAUUUUACCUCGUCAUUCGUGUUGUUAGUUAAACGCAAUAUCUAACCUUAACAUGGCGAAUGCAAACGAAAACCACAUCACGGCGUCUAUCGCUAUUAAAUU